Messenger RNA from Elaeis guineensis (African oil palm), 987 nucleotides. RefSeq names its product vacuolar protein sorting-associated protein 29. NCBI's taxonomy places the organism in Eukaryota, Viridiplantae, Streptophyta, Magnoliopsida, Arecales, Arecaceae. The record is from RefSeq and is a predicted model, not a curated record. Gene Ontology annotation, cellular component: retromer complex. Gene Ontology annotation, biological process: retrograde transport, endosome to Golgi.
CGGACUAAAUUGUUCCGACUGCCGAGGACACAGGUGAACCGGUUCCUCUGAAGACUGUAGAAAAGAGUGGGGGUGGGGGAUCUUUUCGAUGGUAAUUGCUCGCUUUUCUAAAUCGACGAGAUCUCCGUUUCCUCCAUCGCAUCGUCGCCGGUAAUUGCUUCCAAAGGUGGUGAUGGUAAUUGAAAAGGUGUGAGGCGGGAUCUUUUUGAGUGAAGAAGAAUGGUGUUGGUUUUAGCGUUAGGUGAUCUUCACAUCCCUCACAGGGCACCUGACCUGCCGGCAAAGUUCAAGUCCAUGCUUGUCCCAGGGAAAAUCCAGCACACCAUAUGUACCGGAAAUUUAUGCAUCAAGGAAGUUCAUGACUACUUGAAAAGCCUGUGUCCUGAUUUGCAUGUUACUCGAGGUGAAUAUGAUGAGGAAUCUCAUUAUCCAGAGACCGAGACUCUUACCAUUGGUCAGUUCAAGGUUGGGCUGUGUCAUGGCCAUCAGAUCAUACCAUGGGGUGACUUGGAUUCCUUAGCGAUGCUUCAGAGGCAAUUGGAUGUUGACAUCCUUGUGACAGGCCACACUCAUCAGUUCAAGGCCUACAAGCAUGAGGGUGGUGUCGUCGUAAACCCAGGCUCUGCAACUGGUGCCUAUAGCAGCAUCACCUAUGAUGUCAACCCAAGCUUUGUGCUUAUGGACAUUGAUGGACUCCGAGUUGUGGUGUAUGUCUAUGAGCUAAUUGAUGGAGAGGUGAAGGUCGACAAGAUUGACUUUAAGAAGACCACGACACCCCAUGCUCCUCACUAAAAUUCUAUCACCCAAUAAUUCAUCCGAAUCUGAAUAUUUUGGACAUACAUUUGGAGUUUUAUGUUUUUUGAUAAUUGCUGUAGAGUGGUGCUUAGCAUCUGAGCAACAGAGCUAGGUCUUUACAUUGUUAAUGCUAAAGGGGAUUUUUUGUGGGUGAUUGUUUGAGUGCUUGAAAAUUCUCAUGGCCUUUUUAGA